This is a messenger RNA of Elgaria multicarinata webbii, 5984 nucleotides long. RefSeq names its product BCL6 corepressor like 1 (gene BCORL1). The record is from RefSeq and is a predicted model, not a curated record. Gene Ontology annotation, cellular component: nucleus. NCBI's taxonomy places the organism in Eukaryota, Metazoa, Chordata, Lepidosauria, Squamata, Anguidae. Gene Ontology annotation, molecular function: protein binding; transcription corepressor activity. Gene Ontology annotation, biological process: negative regulation of transcription by RNA polymerase II.
UCCGAGCAGAGGGGAAGCCGGUUUAAAGGCCGGGGAAUCGGAGGUGUGGCGAAGGGAGCGGAGCGCUUGGACGGUAUCCUGGAGGGGAGAAGUGUGCUGCGUCGCACACGCGGGCGAGAACGCGUCGGGUUGGCGGAGGACGGAAGGGCUCGAGCGGCGCCCGUCCUGGACGGACCGCAGUCCCGGCGGAGCCCCUGACAAGAGCGGGCCUGGUCGGCGCUGAGCGGCUGACAUGAUCUCUGCAGCACCUCUCUACAGCGGGGUGCACAACUGGACCGGCGCUGAGCGGAUUCGCAUGUGCGGCCUCAACGAAGAGAGGAGAGCUCCGCUUUCUGAUGAAGAAUCUAUCACCAGCGGCUCCCAGCACCUGGGCUCCCCCGAGUUCUGCGUUGGCAACAGUUUUUCCAAGGUGGAGCUCACAGCGGUCUCGAGUAACGGCAGCGGUGCCCAAGGGUUAGAGGCGGAGGGCAUCGUGGAGGAGGAACCCGGGCCCAAGCUUGAGGAGCAGUCCCGUGAGCCGGACUUCGCCGGGAAGGCCUUGAAGGGCGAUGACGCCGACCCAGGCGAAACGAGAGAGGCCGAGGCUGCAAAGCCGGAGAGCGGUGGCCCGGACUGCGCGUGGCCCUCUGCUCAGGAGGCGGCAGCGGCGGACGUUGGCCCUGCUUGCCCGAAGGCUCCGGAGAGCGAGCAUGCAGGGAAGGAGAAGAGCACCCCAGCGGCUGGUGCAACCCUGGCGGUGGCCACCGCUGCCACCACCGCCACCACCAGCUGCAACACGUUGGCCCCUGCUCCGGCCACCUUCACUUUGAAAAGUGUCUGUUUCUCAACGUCUCAGGCCCCUGCUAUGCAAAAAAUGGCCCUCUCCUUCCCCGCCGGAGCAGUCCUAGCCCCCAGCCAGCCCCUGGUUUACCUCCCGCCUCUUCCGAACCCCCUGGGGGUCUCGUCCGCACUCGCCCUGCCUGUCUUACCCCCCUUCCAGCAAGACCCUUGCUUACCGGGCCUCCUGGCCCCUCCUGAGCUGCGUACGUACCCCUAUUUCUCCGUGGCCAGGUCUUUGGCUGCGGACCCCAAGGCGGCACCUGCGGAGGUGAGCCCGUUGAGCUGCCCCCCCUCCUCGGGAGAGAAGGGCGCCCCUGUUUCCGCCGGCUCCUCCCCUCCAGCCAACGGCCCGGACCUUUCCCCCGGCACGCCGGUCGUGGUGGCCUCGUGCACCAGUAGCGUCCCUGUGUCGGGGUCCGCCGGGGUGCUUGCUAGAGCCCCAGCAGCGGUGGCGGCCCCAGACCAGCUGGCCGGGGGCGUCCUGGCCUCCAUCUCCCCGCUGAAAUCUCCCCCGCAGCUGGAGCGCGAGAUGGUCUCAACCUCCCCGGAGUGCAGCGAGAUGCCCCUGGAUCUCUCCUCCAAGUCCAACCGUCAGAAGCUGCCUCCGCCCAGCCAGCGCAAGACGCCCCCCAUGCCCAUCCUGACCCCGGUUCACACCACGGGCAAAGCCCUCUUCACCACGGUCUUCUCCAAGUCCCAGCGGGUGGCUCAAGCCGCCGGCAACCCGCCCGCCGCAGCCUCGCCCUUCGUCAUCUUCCCGGAUUUCUUGCGCAACGGGGAGCAGGGCUCCUGGGUGAAGAACUCAACGGCCCUCAUCAGUACCAUCCCGGGCACCUACGUUGGGGUGGCCAACCCGGUGCCGGCCUCCGUGUUGCUGGGCAAGGAUUCCGGCGUCGGCUUCGGCAGGGACUCCCGCCACCUUCCCAAGCAGGAAGCCAUUUCUAUCGUCGACCAGGGCGAGCCCCGAAGCGCCGGGACCCCUUCCGGGAAGAAGAGCAGCGCCGAGGGGCAGCCGGAUCCCGCCAGGCAGCUUCUCCAUGGCCGAGGGGCCCCAAGCGCCCCCUUGCGCCCGUCCAAGGAGCUGUCCGUUUGGAACCCCGGGGCAGGGAACGCGUACCCUCGGUGCUCGCUCAACGGGAAGCCCGCCAGCCCUCAGCUCCUGCCGGUGGGGUGGUCCCACUGCCACCCGGGUCCCCUGCUUUCAAUCGGCCUCUCUGCAGCCGGACAACUCUCCCCCAAUCAAGUCGGCCUCCCCAAGCCGGUCGGCACGGGCGGUCCAGCCGCAUUCCCCGCCGUGCAGCCGGCAGAAUCCGCCACGGUGGCCCAGAAGGGCCCGGACGCUCCUUCGCAGGGCAAGGGCUGCACGGCCGCCUUGCCGAACGCGGCCAGCCCUCUGUGCGUCUCGCCAGCGCUGCAAACCAACCUUCCGGGCGCCAGGGGCUCCAAGGGCCCGGCCCCCAACUACAGCGUGGAGAGGUUAGAGGCGGACCCUGCAGCCAAGGUGGCUCCGCCGCCCGAGGCCGCCCCGGAGGGCGGCAGUCGCAAGCGUCCUGGAGACACCAAGCCCAAAAACCAAUUCUUGACUGCCUACCUGUCCCGUGGCCUUCCCUUGGCUAGGCAGCCGAGCGUGCGGACGGCCUCGGAGCCGGCGCCCCCCGCGGACAGCCGCUGCAAGGAGCGGAGGUUCGCCGCGCCCCGGGCCCCGCUGCAGGCGGAGGUCCCUCCCCGUACCGUGCAUCAGGUGGACCUCAGCCGGGUGAAGACGGAGAGGGUGGACCCGGAGGAGCCCUUCGACGCCUCCGCCUGCUUGGCUGCCUCGAGAGACCCUCCGAAGGCCAAGCUCAAGGGGGCGGCCCACAUCAAAGUGGAGGGGGGCUUCCCUUGCAAGGCCAAGCGACCGCACGAGGGCCCCGACAGGCCGUCUCACAAGAAGAUGAAGUGCCGGGGGGCCGGCGAGGAGUCCGCCGGGCUCUGCAAGUCGAGCAGCCAGAACCUCCAUACCCGCAAGUGGCGGAAGCAUCACGGCGACCUGCACGGGCUCAGCAAGCGAGAGGGCCGGCUGGGCUCCGCCAAGGAACGGAGCAGCCUGCGGGCCAAGCGCAAACGUCGGAAGCCGUCCCCAGGGCACCGUGGGCACAGCUGCGAAGAAGCUUAUAUUGAGAAGAAAGCCAAGAACAAUUUCCGGGACUUCAUCCCAGUGGUGCUGAGCAGCCGGACACGCAGCCAGUCAGGAAGCGUGGGGGGCUCUUCGGCUAGCGUUUUGGGGGAGUACGACGCGGCUGGCCAGGAGAUCGCGCCACUGCUGGAAGAGGAAGAGGAGGACGACAAGGCAGAGGAAGAGCUCUCCCCGAAGCAUCGCCGGCUGAGAAAAUCCCACCGCCUCUCCCCUCACUCCGGCUGCCGAGACAGAGAGCGAGACCGGUCUCGGUCGGAAAGAGGCGCUUUCCACCCGGGCAAGAACAGAGGGCUGCCGUGGCAAGUGGAAGCCACCGGGCAGCUGUGGGGCCGCAAGGAGGCUGAAGAGGAGAGCGGCCACGUCAAGAGGAAGAAAAGGAGGCGGCAGAAGAGCUGGAAGUACCAGACGGGGGAGUACUUGAUAGAGCGGGACAAAGAAGAGCACACGAGCUGUUGCCAUAAGCGGCGGAAAUCGAAAGCAGACUUCAGGUACCGGAAGCACAAGGGCUCCGCACCAGGCAAAGGCUCGGAGCUGCGCCUGAGGAGCCGGCUUUCUCCGACCCUCCCAGGGCACCUGGAUUUCCGCAACGGAUUCCUCUUGGAACACCCCGACUCGGCUCCCAUCGAGGAAGCGCUAGAGAAACCAUCCGGGAAACGCAAAUGCAAAACCAAACACCUGUCGGGCCUCUGUGAAGAGGGGAAGGCCAAGGCCCGGGGGAACCAGGCUAAAAUGCGCUCUCCAAAGAAGGCCCGGGAUCCGUGCCCGUUCAGCAAGGCGCGGCGGCACAGCUCCGAUAAAGCCCCCGAGCCCCGCACGCCCCCCCCAGUGCCCCCCGAAGCUCGGCGCCUGAUCGUGAACAAGAACGCUGGGGAGACGCUGCUGCAGAGAGCCGCCCGGCUCGGCUACAAGGACGUGGUGAUGUAUUGCCUACAGAAGGAAAACAACGACGUCAACCACCGGGACAACGCCGGCUACACCGCCCUGCACGAGGCCUGCGCCCGGGGCUGGACGGACAUCUUGAACACCUUGCUGGAGCACGGCGCAAACGUGAACUGCAGUGCGCAGGAUGGCACCAGGCCCGUCCACGACGCGGUGGCGAACGACAACCUGGAGACGAUGUGGCUCCUGCUCUCCUACGGGGCUGACCCCACCUUGGCGACAUAUUCGGGGCAGACGGCCUUGAAGCUGGCCAGCAGCGAAGUGAUGAAAAGCUUCCUUACUGAUUACCUCUCGGAUCUGCAGGGGCGAGCUGAGGGGGACCCCCAAACGGCCUGGGACUUCUACAGCAGCACCGUCCUAGAGGGGAAAGACGAGAUCGGCUGUGACCUUCUUCUCAACCCUCCGGGGAGCUCCGACCAGGAGGAGGAAGACGAGCAGGACUCGGACCGCUUCAUGUUCGAGUUCUCCGACAAGCAGCUGCUUCCCUGCUACAACCUGCAAGUGUCCGUCUCCCGGGGACCCUGCAACUGGUUCCUCUUCUCGGACGUGCUGAAGCGGCUCAAGCUGUCGUCCCGCAUUUUCCAGGCCCGCUUCCCGCACUUCGAGGUGACGACCUUGCCCAAGGCGGAGUUCCAGCACCAGCUCUCGCUGAGCCAGGUGCUGGCCCCGGAAGAGAUCCAGGAGCACCUGGCGGACCCCUCGGCUCCGGGCGCCGUAGAGACGGUGGAGCUGGUGCGCUACGAGCCCGAGUUGGCCCGGCUGCUGGGCUCGGAGGUGGUCUUCGAGGCCUGGAGCAGCUGACGGGGGUGGGGGCGGGCCGCUCCCUCCGCUGCCGUCGGACUGCACCGCGAGGCAACAAUACGGACCAACGGGGGGGAGGCGGCCUGCGGCAAGGGGCUCCGCCCACGGGGGCCCCUCUGACCAACAGCAGCCAGCGCUCGCCGCCCGCCCUGCUUGGGGGCAAGGAGGGCUCAGAAGCGGCCCCCUCCCUCGCCCGAGACUCUCGGCUCCUCCGCCCGCCGCAGGCCUUGGUGGUUCUGAAGCCUCUCCGUGGAGCUGCUGCGUCCCUCCCCUCCCCUCCCCUCCCCAGCCCCCUCCCCAAGCUCUUCCAGAGUAUUUAUUUAAUUAGUAUUUAAUUUGUGGUGUUCCUUUUUUGUUCCUACCAAGUCUGUAUCACUGUGAUUUGAAUGGUGGGGGGGGGAGGAGGGGGGUUCCCUACAGCCACCUGACCCCACGGGGCUACGCUGAAGGACCGGGCCGUCACUUCCCUCCUCCGUUUUCACGAGACAGGGAGGCGGAGAGAGCCCCACGACCUCUCCCCCCACCCCCGGCUGCCUUUACGUUGAUGGCCCCAAGCUCCUUUUCUUGUUUUUUGCAGGGGCGCGGUCCUCUCUUUGCCCUUGCCCCCCCUCCUGCCUUUCACGUUGUUUUGCCUCCUGCCGCCGCCGCUGCCGUGGAGAGGCUGACAGAAUCCAUAAAGAGCCAAAGGCAUCCUCCGGCUAUCUCCCUUUCCUCUCCCUCCCUCCAUCUCCCCCCCUUUUUUUUAAACCCCCCCCCCCUUUCAUUCAAUCAGUUCAGGUGUCAAGAGGCAGGGGAGGGCAGCGGAGACUUGCCCUGUUGGGAGGCUUUGAGGGCAGAGGGGGACGUAGAUGGUACAGUUUUAUUGUACAGGUGCUAACAAGGACUGGACAAUCUCUUUUCUGGCUCCUCCCUGCACUGGGAGCGGGGCGUUUGGGUGUUAACUUUUUCGUUCUUUUGUGUUGUGGUUACCCACCCACCCCACCUUCCCGCUCGGGGAGCUGCAUUUCCUUGCAUCUCCACCCACCCCCACUUCCCACGUAGGCGGCCUCUUCUGCGCCCCCCCCCCCUACCUUGGGGUGGGGAAAACCAAACCGUUCUCUCUCUUUUUCACCAAGGCUUUCGGGCCUUUGGAGUGUGUGUUCCGGCUGCUGAGGUUCUCUUCCCCCCCCCUCCCUUUUCUGAUUUGUUUUAUUCUUAAGCAACGCUUUGGUGUCAAAAACACUUAUGUACAGAAAAACCUGCAUCAGGG